Molecule: messenger RNA, 438 nt
Organism: Abrus precatorius (Indian licorice)
Lineage: Eukaryota; Viridiplantae; Streptophyta; Magnoliopsida; Fabales; Fabaceae
Exons: 2
Coding region: 112-438 (108 amino acids)
Source: RefSeq, a predicted model, not a curated record
UUCUCUCCAAAAUCCCAGAGUGCAUGUAGCCAAAGGGCGCACAGAAUCUUAAUCUUUUCCCUCAGGGGUGACCUUUUAACUUUGUUCACAUUUUGAUCUCUUCAUAACUCCAUGGCUGCAGAGUCCAAUUCAAACCUUAGAAUCAUCAUUGAGAGAAACCCUUCUCAGUCACGCCUAGCUGAAUUGAACAUCAAGUGUUGGCCAAAAUGGGGUUGCUCUCCAGGGAAAUACCAGUUGAAAUUUGAUGCCAAAGAGACAUGCUAUUUGUUGAAAGGGAAGGUGAAGGCAUAUCCAAAAGGGUCAUCAGAAUUUGUAGAGUUUGGAGCUGGGGACCUUGUCACAGUCCCAAAAGGACUCAGUUGCACUUGGGAUGUGUCAGUUGCGGUGGAUAAGUACUACAAAUUUGAAUCAACAACUUGUUCUUCUUCAUCUUGUUAA